Molecule: messenger RNA, 1687 nt
Organism: Eruca vesicaria subsp. sativa (arugula)
Lineage: Eukaryota; Viridiplantae; Streptophyta; Magnoliopsida; Brassicales; Brassicaceae
Source: the annotation of a GenBank genome assembly
AUGUCAAUGAUUGCAAGCUCUUCACACAAUGAUCAAGAUUCAAUAAGCUUACAAUUGCAAGUGCUUCUCGAUGCUUUUGGUUCUCGUUUCUCUCUAGAUGACAUUACUGCUGCCUACCAAGAAGCUAGCGAGAAUGUUGAUGUGGCUGGUGAGAUUCUCUUUGCCAUGACUGAAAAGACUCAUCCUCAGUGUGAACAACUCGGAGCAACCUCAAAGACAGGACAAGGAGAUGGGAAAGCUAAAGUAUUGAAGCCAAAAAGAAGUUCUGUAUCUGUUGGCAGUGUUUCAAGUGUUAUUGGUAAGGAGUAUGUUAGAACAAGACAUGUAUCUAAUGCUCGUCAAGAAGCGACUAAACCAGUGAAGAUAGACUCAAAGGAUAUACCAGAAACUGAGAUGUGGUCUUGUGAAGAAAGAAACGAGGCAAACAUCAUAAGCAGGGCUCCAACUGAGAUUGAGGAGUUUAUUGUUAAGAUGCUUGGAGAAGGAUUUCAAGCUAGCCCAGAGUACAUUCACCACAUUCUUGGCGUAUGCGGCUAUGAUGUUAAGAAGAGUACGGAGAAACUACUUGACCUGUCUGUUACCAAGAAGCAUGCUGAUGUUGGAAUUUCCAAUGAACUUAUGUCAAAAGUUGAUUCUCAAAGACAAGGAUCUACAUCCUGCAGUGAUGGAGCAAGAACAUUAACAGGUUCGAAGGAAGGAGGCAAGGACAAUUCUGGUCUUGAAAAGGAGGUUUUAGAAGCUUUAUUCUCAAGUGCAGAAAGAUAUGAGGAAGUGCCAAAACUAACUCGGAGAUUUGUAGAAAGGAGAGCAAGAGUUGCUGGUCGUCCUGUUAUUAAACCUUUAGAAGACCCUUUUCAAGAGAAAGUAGUCACUGUGAAAGAAUCUUCACAUACAUCUAAAGAAGAUGAAGAUGAUGAAAAUGAAUUUAAGGCACAUCGUAAAGCAGUGCACGAAAAUUUGCAUGAGAUGAAAGAAUAUUACGGAGCUGCUGUAGAAGCAUUCUCCAAAGGAGAAACGGAGAGAGCACAGAGACUCGUGGAAAAGGGACAUUUCUUUGGACAAAAAGCUCGAGAAGCUGAUGACAAAUCCAUAGCAAAGAUGCUUGAAGUCAAGGAAGACAAUGGUUCCAGUUAUAAGGAAGAGGAGGUAGUGAUAGUGAAUGUGAAUGAGCUCGAACCAAAGGAAGCUCUUCGUCUUAUCAAACUCCAACUUAAGAACUUCACUGGCAUUCCAUCUAUCAGAUACCUCAGAGUCAAAUUAGGUGACAACAAAGAAGAUUCCAAAUGCAAACGAAGGCAUACAGCAAUUGCAAAGUUGCUGGAUGGAGAAUCCAUUGCUUGGUCUAAAGAAGAUGAUGGUCUCGUGAUGAUGAUUUGUAUUGAUGAGAUUGAUCCUGAGAAGCUGAGUUUUGCCAAGAAAUGAAAACAACAGUGGUUCUAAUCCUUUUGCUUCAUUCUGAUAAAAAUUUGGCUGAUCACUGUUUCAAACGUUUUGUAACGAAAACAGUGAAGAAGCACUUAGGCAGAAAUAUAAUUUUUUUGGUUUGAGAAUCAGAGAAUCAUCAAAGCCAUCUGACAUUACAAUAUGAUUAUAAUGUUUGAGAAACAAAACUUUGAACUCUACAGUAAGGAUCUAUCCGUGUGUGAGUCUAUGUACCUCUUCCUCAUAGGUUAACACGAUUUAUUUA